This is a messenger RNA of Schistosoma mattheei, 759 nucleotides long. Lineage: Eukaryota; Metazoa; Platyhelminthes; Trematoda; Strigeidida; Schistosomatidae. The record is from the annotation of a GenBank genome assembly.
AUGGAAAAUCCUUACAAGUAUUCUUAUAUUAGAAAAAAUAUACCCAAAUUACUGAAAGCAUCAUACGCCAAAUUUUCAGUAUCUUACGGUGGUUAUCUACACGAAAAACAUGUAACUGAAACUGAACUUGUUUAUAAUAAUCUUUCACCAAAUUAUACUACACGUCUUAAUUUGGAAUAUUGUUUUGAAGAGAAACAAAUUAUAACAACAGAAAUAUUUGAAUGUGACCGUGAAGAUCGAGAGAAUUCGGUUCUUCUCGGUUAUAUACAGUGUACUGUUGGCCGUGUGAUCCAUAGUGGUGGUGAACUAAUUUUACCAAUAACAUGGAAUGAAGAUAUUCAAGUUGAUCGAAAUACAUCAACAGAAGUGGUCGUUUGCAUUCGAGAAGAUCCGUUUUCUAAAGAAAAUAUUUUUAUUAAAAUGAAUGGAGCAAAUUUGGAUAAAAAAGAUUUUUUUGGUAAAUCCGAUCCAUAUGUAAUUAUCUAUCGAAGAAAUGAACGAGGAAAAUUACAAAAAUGUUACCGAAGUGAAGUGAUCAAGAAUACAUUAUUUCCAGACUGGAAACCGAUUCUUAUAUGUUUAGAUAGAUUAUGUGGAGGGAAUAUUGAUUGUGAAUUAUAUUUCCGAUGCUUUGACUGGGAUGGAGCUGUCGGUGAUUCUGAAGAUGUUGAUACAGAAAUUGAUGAUCUAAUUGGUGAAUUUAAUACAACUGUUAGUCGUUUGUUGAACAGUAAUGAAAAUGGAAUUGAAUUCAGUUGA